UAAUCACUAUUUGUUUUCAGUUCUUUUCCAAUGGAUAUGGAUUCAAGUCUGCCAUUGAACCUGGACUCCAGCUUGCCAGAUAAAAACUUUAAGAAACCAGCUUAUUUAGCUACUGUUGGAGAAGUCCAACACGGUAGCAAGCUAGCAGAGAAAUUUUCAAAGAAGUUGUUGGAGACUAUACAAAAAACAGUUGAUGAGAUGUGUUCAGAAGUGCUAAAAGAGAAGAGUGACACUAAAACUAUUGAAUUGUUAAACCAAAAGAUUGGUCAGGCGAGGUGGAACUACUGUGCAGAAUUGAACGAGCUCAAACAUAACUUCCAAUUAACAAUGUACGAGAUGAAGACAGGCUGGGAAUCAGAGAAGGAACAAAUUGUAAAAGCUCUCACUGCUAAACAUCAUGCUGAAAAAGAACUGGCUGUCAAAGAAGCAAAGAAAAAACAAUGGUGUGCUCAGUGUGGAAAGGAGGCUAUAUUUUAUUGUUGUUGGAACACGAGUUACUGUGACUAUCCCUGCCAACAGAACCACUGGCCUCAACAUAUGCAUACUUGUCUCCAAACAAACAAAGACAAAACAGCUUCUUCAAGUUCAAAUAGUACUAUAAAUCAAGGACAACAGGGUCAAAGCCAUAGUGUGAGCCAGUCCCCUGCCAGUAUUCCAGUGUCUGUUGGACCAAGUGCAACUCCACAAACAUCGGCCAGUGUUCCUACGCCACCUAAUGAGACAGAUCAUUUGCGUCGGCUCCAGGACAAUCUUACUUUGGCCUUGCAACGUGAAGAGGAGAAGAGAGGUGAAACUAGGCCAGGAGUUGGUCCAAAGUUCAAUCCAUCUAUGUCGUCUCCGAUCAUGCAGAAUAUGAGACAACCUGGACCCGGCUCGGCAGGUAUGAUGUUCAACAUGCAGCAGAUUCAGAGAACCAGGUUCCUCGGACAGCAACAGAUGGCAAUGCAGGUACAACAGCGAUCAAGCCUGUCUCAGGCACAGCAACAAGGUAAUCCCCGUAUGUUGUUCUCACAGCCUCUUGUACAACAGACUGUCUACCCACUUCAGAUCCAGCCCCAACAGCAGCUUGCUCAACAACAGCUCGGAGGGACCAUACUCUUCCAAAAUCCUCAACAAAAUUUAAUGACAUAUGGAAUGGCGCCACGGCCUUACUGACCUCGAAAAGUGUCACUUUGCAAGUAUGGACUUGCAGAAAUGUGGAUACAUGCAAAGUAGUAAAAUAUUCUGUAGUCAUGUGGAAAUGUUAAUGUUUGAACUUUACAUCAGUAUAUGUGCUUCCUGAAGAAACAUCAUAUAACCUGUUCUUCAACAAAACAAAACAGAACACUCCAUGACUUGUGAAUCUGUUUGUGGAAAAUAUAUAUUAAAUGCCAGCAAGUCUUCAUUGACAUUGAAAUGUAUCAUCAUCAAUAUUGUCAUACAGAAAGUGGUGUUCAUACUGCACAGUGUGUUUUGUUGGGGGAAAACAUUAUCAACUAACGAAGUAGGGGUACAAAUAUUGAGGGAAACUUGUUGAGUUUGUGACAUAAGUGCAUACAACAGUUUUGUAAAUGCAGUUUUUAUUUGUAUUAUACAAAAUGAAAUUUGUUACCGAUUUUUAAAUGCAUGUUCUGAAGUUGUGCAUAGAGGUGCACAAAGGCAAAACAUUUCUUAAAGCAAGAUGUUCAAUAUAUACAGACGUAUAUUGCAUGUUUUAACAUCAUAAGAGUUUAUUUUCAAGCUACUGUUACAGUUUAGGUGAAAAAAGUUCUCCAUCUAUAAAAUCUGAAAUUCAGAACUAACAGAAGAUGUGAAAAUCGAAAAUAUAUAAACACUUAGAGAGACUGGUGACAAAAUCUGUAUUAGCAAACAUCUCAACCUUCUGUUAAUUAGUGCAGACAAAUUUGCCACUUUUACAAAAUACAAGGUUUGAUAUCUGUUUUGUCCUUUGCAAGAAAUUUUAAGGUUCAUCAAUGUAAGAAUACAGUUUGUUAUAUUAAGGAAAUGCAGCUUUUUAGGUUUUCAUUUGUCUUUAAUCAAGUGUCUUAUAUUAGUGAAAAAAAAAUUCUUUGGUUGCAUUAACCUUAUCGUAACUGAACAUAGUAAAGUAGUGAUAUGUAUUUGUUAGAAGAGAUUGUAGUUUUACAAGUGGGUGGAUCAUUGUUUCAGAGGUUGAUGAAGGGCCCUUGUGGAUGAGUAGUUAAUGUGGCUGACUUCAAAUCACUUGCCCUUCACUGCUGUGGGUGCGAAACCUCGCUUUUAUUGUUUCAUAUGAGAAAGCCAUCCAGCUGUCUUGUAGAAGAUUGGUGGUUCUGCCAAGGUGCUCACCCAUGCUGAAAAAAUGCCUACAAGGGCAUGUAAGGUCUCUCCUCGCCAUAUGAUACAUACCGGUAAUUCAGGGUUGCCACCUACCUUGAAGUCAGGGAAAAAUUAUUUGUUUUCAAGGUCAGUGAAUUGUCAGGGAAAUAUGAAAUUUUAGAAAAGUCAGGGGAAAAUGAAAUUUUGGGUUUAUGUUUAAAAUAUUCAGUGGCAAUGGCAGUCUUCAAGCAGUAUUUCCAAACACAUUUUGGUGUAAUUGUGAAUAAACAUAAUUUAAGUAUGUUUGAAUCAAUUUCGUUCUUAUGUUAACUUUGGAAUUUGAAGACUGAAAGGCUUUGCAACCCUUAAAAGUGAGGAUUGGAUGGCAGUAGGCGAGGAGGAGGCCGAAAUAUGGUGGUAUUGGUCAGUGAAAAGUAUGGUUUAGUCCGGAAAAUGUCAGGGAAUUUCAUUUUCUCAACUAAGUGGAAACCCUGUAAUUGUGCGAGUGUGAUGUUAAACCAAACAAAAGUAGUUGAUGGAUCAUGGUUUCAGAUGGUCAUAGUGGAUGGGUCAUGGUUCUACUAUUGCUGAUCAACUUGUUUAAAUAAAACCUGUUAAAACAGCUUCUUGUUCUACCAAUGUAUGUUGUUAAUGAAGUAUUUAGGGCAUGUUGCUGUUUUUCUUUGCAUGCUCAAUAAAAAACAAAUUUGCAAGUA
This is a messenger RNA of Mercenaria mercenaria, 2993 nucleotides long. RefSeq names its product protein kinase C-binding protein 1-like. Lineage: Eukaryota; Metazoa; Mollusca; Bivalvia; Venerida; Veneridae. The coding region runs from base 31 to 1155 and encodes 374 amino acids. The transcript is spliced from 8 exons. The record is from RefSeq and is a predicted model, not a curated record.